Trichoderma gamsii is the source of this 636-nucleotide messenger RNA. RefSeq lists its product as hypothetical. Bases 1 to 636 code for a protein of 211 amino acids. The transcript has 3 exons. NCBI's taxonomy places the organism in Eukaryota, Fungi, Ascomycota, Sordariomycetes, Hypocreales, Hypocreaceae. The record is from RefSeq and is a predicted model, not a curated record.
AUGACCAAUCUACAACAGGAUGGUUUUAUUCGUCUUGUCUUCCCGGGUGGAAAGCGAGCCAGAGUCCGACGUUGCGGCCUGGCGAGGCAUGCAGACAGGGGGCCCUCUGGCGGUGGAGGGGGCGUGCGCGUAGCGGUUGAGCCUUCAAACGGCUUAGUCACUGGCGGUGGAACCUUCCGGCAGCGCCCACAGUCGCCCACACAGUGCUGGAGGCGUCUGGCUGACACUGGCCCUGCGUUAUCGCCCAAAGCCCAAAGCGCUGCCUGGGCACGCUGCGUGUCUGUCUGUGUGUCUGUCUGCGCUUUUUGUAUGGAUGGCCUCGCACCCAACGCAGCUCCCAAUCCAGACCUCCUCAGUCCAAUCGGGAUACCUGCGGGCAAAUGGACGGUGCGAUGGCUGCGACUGGUCGGUCUGCGCUGCUGCAACUCUGCUGAGGUCGACGGUGCCCAGUCAGUGAGCGAGCGCUGCAGCUUCCAGCAGGUUCUGGGCGGCUGCUUGGUAGCCUCGGACGAGGUGGACACUUUUCAGCCGGCUUGCGCAGCUGGACGGGCUCCCAAGAUCUUCGCCGUGACUCCUCCCAGUGGACGACCAACGACCGAGCGAGCCUGUUCGACAGCGUCGCUCGUAUCGCUCUGA